AUGAAUCUCUAUACUCCAGGUGAUGGCAAGGGGUCAUUUAUUGUUGAUGCGGAGAUCUCAUACAUUCAUGGUGAACCCUGGGAGAUCACAGACCAUGACUCGCAGAGCCUCAAUAUCGAAAUCGCGAUUGACGAGGCGCAAUUACAUCUGACGCACUCGGUAUCUAUCAACACCUCUUCCAAUGAGCUGGAGUUCCCCCUGUAUGGUCUCGCUCCCCGCUUCGAGCCCUACCGUGUCAAUCUCAAAGCCAAUCGCCAGGACGGUGGCCGUGUGUACACUGCCACCACUAAUCUCUACCAUUUACCCGAGCGCACAGAUGGCGGCAGCAUCACGAAGCUCGACAGUCUGUAUGGCGGACUUCUGGUACAGGACUAUGCCGAUGACUCUUCAUGGAGCCCGCUACUCCCAUACUCCUACUACGUCAGCUGGGAUGGCUAUCUCGAGAAAUCCCUAAGCAAUAUCCAAAGCUUCAAAGAUCAAGGCUAUAAUAUCAUCCACAUUGUACCCGACGCAGGCCUUGCAAAUGAAGCUUUCAACUUCACUGAGCUAGGCAAGUUCCUCAACAAAUGCGACGAGGUCGGUCUGUGGGUGAUGUAUGACAUGCGCUGGACAUACGAGAACCUCACUUCGGUUCAGUAUCAAGUCGAUAUACUCAAAACACACAAGAGUAUGCUUCUCUGGUAUGCAGGUGACGAGCCUGAUGGUCAAGGGGGACCCACUGAAUGCAACCAAGAUCACGUACGACCUGAUCAAAUCACUAGACCCAUGGCAUCCCGUUUCACUCUGUCUGAACUGCUAUAA
This is a messenger RNA of Penicillium maclennaniae, 801 nucleotides long. RefSeq lists its product as uncharacterized. The transcript has a single exon. The record is from RefSeq and is a predicted model, not a curated record. NCBI's taxonomy places the organism in Eukaryota, Fungi, Ascomycota, Eurotiomycetes, Eurotiales, Aspergillaceae. The coding region runs from base 1 to 801 and encodes 266 amino acids.